Molecule: messenger RNA, 1916 nt
Organism: Cotesia glomerata
Lineage: Eukaryota; Metazoa; Arthropoda; Insecta; Hymenoptera; Braconidae
Gene: Rad17
Product: cell cycle checkpoint protein RAD17
Exons: 6
Coding region: 415-1806 (463 amino acids)
Biological process (GO): DNA damage checkpoint signaling; DNA repair; mitotic DNA replication checkpoint signaling
Molecular function (GO): chromatin binding
Source: RefSeq, a predicted model, not a curated record
UGUUUGUCUAGUGAGCAUUAGACGUAAGUGCAACGAAUUUACGAUGAUGCAAACCUAGACAAAGACUAGAUGGAAGUCUAUUGGUGGAAACCCAGACUAAUAAUCCAAGUAUUACCAAUUUAUUUGAAUAAGAGUGAAAGUUUGCUGAGUCUUUCUCAAUCUUCAGCCUUUAGUCUUGAAUUCCAUCUCUUUCUCAAGUACCAAAGCACUUUCAUCUUACGACCUUUCUCCUUAUUGUGUAUAAAUAUAAAAGUACUUUGAGACAUUUUUUUUUUUUUGUCAAAUAAUUUCGCUUUCGCUGAGGCGAGUUUUGCGUCCGGUCUCUGGUCUUGCGCCAGGCUGUUGACUUCAAAGAUUUGAUCGAGUCAUCACUUUCACCUUUAUUGUCAUGGUUAAGAAUUGUUGUUUAAGAAUAUGAAAAGUAACACAUCAUGGGUAGACCUAGACAUGGAUUUCGGUCCCUCGGAGCCGGUGAAAAAAAAAGAGCCGAAGAAACCGAGCCAGCCUGAGUCCAGCCUGAUGGACCUGGACUACAUCGACAGUUUAAUCGUAUCAAAACGGAGUAACCAGACAAGUAGUCUAGCCACACUCCUGGAAGCCUGCGACCCUAAGAAGUCAGCUGACCUGUCUGUCAGUCGUCAGAAACAGAAAGAACUGACAGAAUGGCUGGUAGACAAAGCUCUCCCAGGAAUUCCAAGAAUCCUCGUGCUGUCUGGAGCUUCUGGCUCUGGAAAAACUGCGGCGCUGAAGGUCCUGGCUAAGGAGAAUAAAUUUGAUAUAGUAGAGUGGAUCACUCCAACUGAUUCUGCUGCUAAUUACUAUGAUAAUAACAUGACAAUUAAACAGGCUGAUAAAUUCCUGGAUUUUUUCAUCCGCGCCACUAGGUAUAAUUCUGUGAUGGGCAAUCAGUCCAGCAGGAAGCUUCUGCUGGUCAAGGAUAUUCCUAAUAUUUAUUUCCAUGACAAAGACAGUUUUUAUGAUUUACUAACGCAGUAUUUUGAACUAGGUACUCACCCCUUGGUCUUCAUUUGUCCAGACUCCGAAGCCAGUCGAGUCCAACAAAUUCUUUUCCCUGCAGAAAUAAUCGAAAAGUACGGCAUUGAUAAAAUAAACGUGAACGCGACGACAGCAACUGCGAUGAAGAACAUGCUGAAGCGAGUCACUCCGAUCUUGAACUCAAAGGCGGGACAUAUGCUUCAAGUGACCCAGCACAACAUCGACGAAGUCUUGUCCAACAGCAUCGGUGAUGUACGAAGCACUCUUCUGAAUGUAAUCUUCACCUCGCUGAAGAUACCAGGCCAGACUAAGAGCCAGGACUGCGAGGUCCGAGAAGAGAGUCUGGGGUUGCUGCAUGGGGUCGGUAGAGUCAUUAAUCCUAAACGUGAGCCGGCUGAUAAACCUGGAGGCUGGAAAUUUGUCCACAAUCCUGAUGAGAUCGCUUCAUAUUUUUUAUCUCACUCAAAUAUUUUUCUGCAUUUUUUGCACGAGAAUUAUUUAAAUACAAUGGAAAAAAUUGAGUUUGUUGAUAUUGCUUCGGAUAUUUUGAGCUUGUCUGAUACUUUGUCAAUUGAAUAUCGGGACCCUAAUCUUGUUAAAUUGAAUUUGUCUUUGUGUAUAAGGGGCUUGAUGGUGAGCAAUCAAACUCCUGUCACAAAAUGGAACCCUGUGCGCAAGCCUAGAUCUGCGGAGACUAAACAUCAAAGAGACCUUGGAGUUGCUGAAGAACGUUAUUACAAAUCAAUUAUCCGACCAAAAGCAGUAAAGAAUCCUCCGAAUCUCGAAACUACUAUUGAAGCAGUUGAUUAGUUUAUUAAAUUAAUUAUAUUUUUUUACCAGCUACAAGUUAAUCAAAAUAAAUUAUUUUUUACGAGUUUAAGAAGAAUUUUGUUGUUAGUAAUUAAAUAUUUAAUCGGUAA